AUGAGGAGAAGCUUGUUCCGCCGACGGCCAGCGUCUGAAAAGCUUCGCAGAUUUGCUGUGGAGAGCAGCGGCUUUGUCGAUUGGCGGCUGGGUACAUCGGGGUUGUCCGGCAGGCUAGUGCCGUCUAUCAUUGCCUGGCUGGGAGUUGAGGUUACAUGUGAGGGUCCUCCUAAUAUUGAGUCCCGUCCAGUCAACCACGAGAUGACAGGGGACAACUGGUUGCGACUACCACACCACCUAUGGCGAGAUGCCAUUGGUUUGCAAUUGGUCACGCUUAUUGCCGGGUGGGCUACGGACACUCAUCGCAAUCCUAGCACCGCACAACAUACCUUCUCCCCUAGUGACUUCAACACUUACGAUAACCUACAUCGGAUCCAGGUCGCAACACCCGAUUCACUCAUAUAUUUGUGCAACUCAUGGAAUAGGGCUAUUAGCCGAGAUACGUCCUAG
Aspergillus tanneri is the source of this 450-nucleotide messenger RNA. RefSeq lists its product as uncharacterized. Lineage: Eukaryota; Fungi; Ascomycota; Eurotiomycetes; Eurotiales; Aspergillaceae. Bases 1 to 450 code for a protein of 149 amino acids. The transcript has 3 exons. The record is from RefSeq and is a predicted model, not a curated record.